Messenger RNA from Ruditapes philippinarum (Manila clam), 1227 nucleotides. Its product is annotated as ELL-associated factor 1-like. Gene Ontology annotation, biological process: positive regulation of DNA-templated transcription; regulation of transcription elongation by RNA polymerase II. Gene Ontology annotation, molecular function: transcription elongation factor activity. The coding region runs from base 131 to 853 and encodes 240 amino acids. NCBI's taxonomy places the organism in Eukaryota, Metazoa, Mollusca, Bivalvia, Venerida, Veneridae. The transcript is spliced from 7 exons. The record is from RefSeq and is a predicted model, not a curated record. Gene Ontology annotation, cellular component: super elongation complex.
GACUGACGCGUAUGCGAAGUUCCUCGGACAUUAUCGUUAAAGCUCAUUUUUCAGAAAUUAUAACAGCUGUUCGUGAAAAGUUUAUAAAAUAGCCAAACAAUGAGGAAAUAGUGACAAUUUUAAAUUAAAAAUGACUGAUAAAUCUUUGUCUGUCGAUAAUAAACCACAUGAAUUAAAAAUUGGUGCCAGUUUUGACCAGAAAUCAGGGGUAGCCUACCAUUCCAUAAGAUAUGAUUUCAAGCCAGCAUCUGUAGAUACAACUCAAGAAGCUCAAGUAGAUAUAGGUCAAGGUCACCAUGUGACGCUGACAGUGCCUCAUGUGGAAGGUUCAGGAAAGACACACACAGUAUACAAGGGCAACAAGAGACCAGUAUCUAAGGAAUGUGUACUGAUUAUUGAUCAUGACACUGGAACUUUCACCCUUGAACGGCUGAAAAAUAACAUCAAUGUUAAGAAGACAAGGAUGGAAGGGAGCAGUAAGGUUUCUUCUGCAGGGCGACCCUUGACCCCAGUUGAACCUCGACAGAAAAGUUCACCAGGAAAGACAAAACCUAGUCAAAGCCCAAGUGUUCAGCAUAAAGACCCUUCCCCACCCCCUCCACCACCCUCGAAUCCUGUAAAUGAGAGUCUUGUAGGAGAUAUAAGUGAUAGUUCUAGUGAUGACUUUUCCUCAGAUUCUGACAGCGAUGCUGAAAUUAAUACACUAGAUACAGGACGACCGCCAGUACCAAUGACAGCAACUCAACCGUCGGUGCCUCCACCACCACAAAAUACAAAUACUGACUCUAACGGAAUGAUUAGUAUGAUCAGUGCAGAUCUCCAACUGAGUGAUUCGGACAGUGACAGUGACUGAGGGAGGUUCAAUAGAAUUUUAUCUUGAUAAGCAGUUGCUAUAUACUGAACUAAAUUAACUUAUGGUGUGAAGUGACUCAGUCAGCUUGUAAAGAUAUCAACAUAAUUAUUGUCCUGGCAAUUCUUACCACGAAGAUAGUCUUUUGUUAUUUAUACAUAUAUGAGAAAAUAAUAUACAUUUCUAAUAACAUGCGAGAUAUUUGAAAAUUUAGAAAUACAGAAGGUACACAUUUCUUUUAUAUGGCAUAGUUAUUAUCUUUAGUGAUUCCAUGGUUACAAAGAUAACCGGUACACUGUCAUAGGAUAUUGUUAUUAAUGCUUAUGAUAUAGUAUGUACUAAGAUGUGUGUUAUAAGUUUACGAGUAAGGCAAUUCU